Messenger RNA from Rhea pennata, 1128 nucleotides. Its product is annotated as nyctalopin-like. The transcript has 2 exons. The record is from RefSeq and is a predicted model, not a curated record. Bases 1 to 1128 code for a protein of 375 amino acids. Gene Ontology annotation, molecular function: protein binding. Gene Ontology annotation, cellular component: extracellular matrix. Lineage: Eukaryota; Metazoa; Chordata; Aves; Rheiformes; Rheidae.
AUGUUCCUUCUUGUUGUAUCGGUGUUCACCUGUGCAGCAAGGGCUGGACUGAGCCUGAAUACCUCCGACUGGUGCCCGAGCGCAUGCAAAUGCGCACCCGAAGCGGUCAUCCGCUGCGACGGAGCCGGACUGAGCGCCCUCCCUGCAGAAAUAGCCGCGUCCACCGUCUCUCUAAACCUCUCCGAUAACUACUUGCGGAUCCUGAGCCCCAACGCGUUCGGAAACCUGACUUCUCUCCGCAGCCUCUGGUUAGACGGGAACAACUUGACUUUCCUGGCCCCGGGGACCUUCCUGGCCCUCGGGCAGCUGCGGGAGCUGCACCUCAGCGGGAACGCGCGCCUCACCUCGCUGCACCCGCGCGCCUUCCGCGGGCUGCGGGCCCUCACCAGCCUGCGUUUAUCCCGCUGCAACAUCUUCGAAAUCCACCCGCUGCUCUUCUCCCCCCUGCCCUCUCUGCGCAGGCUCGACCUGGCCUCCAACCGCAUGCGCUACGUCCCGCGAGCCUUCGGGAACCUCUCCGGCCUGGCGACGCUCUCGCUGGAGGGCAACCGCAUCGAAGCCGUGGGCAGGGACUCCCUGAGGGACCUGGAAGCCCUGUACGAGCUGAACCUCAGGAGGAAUCGGAUAUGGAUCAUCCAGGUCGGCGCUUUCGCCAAGCUCCUCAGGUUGGGCGUGUUGAACUUAGGCCACAACCACAUCGCCGAUUUGCCUAAUCGGCUUUUCGACGGGCUGAUCCGGCUCAAGACCCUGCACCUGGAAGCCAACAGGCUCACGGGGCUCGGCUGCGCCCUGCGGCGGCUGCCGAACCUGAGGCACCUCUACCUCAACAACAACCGCCUCUCCUCCAUCUCCGGCGCCGCGCUCGCCCGCUCGCCCGAGCUGCGCUUCCUCCACCUGAACCGGAACAACCUCAGCUCCCUGCCGGCCCGCCUCUUCACCCGGCUGCCGAGGCUGAAGCACCUCUUCCUGUCCCACAACCCCUGGCAGUGCGACUGCCACACGCUCCGGGUCUGGAGGCGCACGGACGAGUGCGGGGCGGCCGGCGCCGGCGGGGCCCCGCGCGUCCACCCCGGCCCCCGGCUGCUGCCCGUCGCCCUCGCCGGCCUCGCCUGGGGCUGGGCGCUUUGA